UGUACAACUUGUUCAGGGGAUAGAAGACCUAACAAAGAAGCCAUAUACCUCCUAGUUGUAAGUUGUGCUAUGUAUGGUCUGGAAACCUAUUUACAUAAAUGUAUAUAUAUAAUUUUAGAUAUUUGUAUAAGCUACAGCCUGUAUUGUAGCGACUCGCACUGUGGCGGUGGCAAAAGGAAUUAAAAGGUAAAUUUGUAACGUGAAGUUGGGAAGUUUCGCUGGACUCUAUUGCCCGCCCUGGGAAGCCAAACUGUGACCCAGAAUGCCAUUGGUAUGUAGCGGCGCGGUUCUUUUGUGCGGAAAGCGUAGACAGUGAAGAUGGUUAUCGCGCCGUGUAAUCUUGUAGAAACUGACCAUCACUAGGGCGUGAAAAGUUUAUAUAUAACAGUGAGACAUAGAAUAUCAAUACCGUUGUGAUUGGGUAUAAUAAUUCUUCUGAAGACGUGGGAGACAGUGUUUCAAGGAUUUGUCAAAAAUGAUGAUUCAUCUAAAAACAUUACAUUCACGCCUCUGCCAAGAUGUCUACUUCGACAGGACGUCUUCAAAGGCAGAUGAUUUCAAUGACAGUUUGUCACCUAACAUCUUUAAUCGCUUAAGAUGCGGACCUCGUUCUUGUGUGUCCUGUGUAUAGCGACGCAUCUCGCAGCAUCUCUGCCGUUGGAGCCAUCAGCAGCCUUGCAAGAUCAGCAGCCCCAAGAAGAACAGGAGACACUAGUGACGCUAGAUCUAGGAAAUCCUAGGCAUGAUACUAGUGCAAGAGACAAGAGAACAAUUGGUUUCCUGAGGCAACUCUUCCCUACGUUAUCUAAGACAGUUGAUGAUAUAGUACAAAAUAUCACAAGGUUCUUGUUCCGUGUAAUUGGACGUCUGGUGCUCCAAGGUGGGCUCCUUGGAGGUGGGGGAGGAGGAGGAGGGGGUGGUGACUCCUCCUCUUCCUCCGGUGGAGGCAGCGGCCCAAGUGUAAGCGUCGUACUGCCAACAUUUCCUCCAAGUCCAGACGAUGAGGAAGAGGAAGAUAACACUGAGAUGGCUGCGUCAGAAGUGAAUCCUGAGACAGAAAACCAGGUCACAGGAGCUGAGUCACAGCUGAAUGAAGUCCGAGUGCAAUAUGCAGAUCCAAUGCAACCAGCAGAGCAGGUCUACAAUGACCAAGAGGACGCAGCAAGUGGAGGAAAUGGCAAUCCUGCAGAUGUAGCAGAUGAAGGAACAGAGGAAGAUCAACGCAACAAGAGGUUUCUGAAUUUUGGCUUUGGUGCUGACUCAAGCAGCAGCAGCAGUAGCAGUAGUGACAGUGGUUCUGGUGGUGGCUCAGGAAACUUCCUUUUUGACAUUAUUAGGCAAACAGCAAACAGGGUGGCUCGUACAGCAGGCACAGUAUACCGAGUUGUGGCGGGCACAGAAAGCCUGGAUCUAGGGCUUGGCCUAGGUGUAUCUACAAGAAAAUCGACAACCAGGACAUCAACCAAUCAGACUACUACAAUGACUACCAACAAAGGCAAUGGGACAACCCGUGCGUUGGUAGCUGGAAGCGGCAACACUGACUCAAGUAAUGAUGGCAAGCCAGCUGAAGUGUCAGCAGGUGGAGGAGGACAAGUAGAGAAGGAUGAUGGUUACCAGGCAGGAAUCCCAGGUCCUAUCACCAGGUUGUUCAUUAUUGCCAACAGAGGCAUUGCUAAUUUGGUGCAGGACCUAAUCUUGCGCCUGGCUCAGACCAGUGAAAGGAUAGUCAACUUUAAAGCCAGGCUCAUCACAGCUAUCAUCUAAUGCUGGUUGAAAGUGCAAUUCCACACAUCACACGUAGCCAUUCCUUUGUUGUGACAAAAUAAAUAUUCUGAUGAUUAAUUUUUCACAAUUAAAAAAAUGUGGCCAUUACUAUAUUGUAAAUAUUUAACUGGAACUCAUCGCAUUGAUGCAAUGUGUAAAAGUUACAUAUUUGUAUUAAUAGUUAGUGUAACUGUUCACACUGCAUUCCUUUAAUUUAAAGGUCUGUUCAGUAUGGAAAAUAUGUCUUAACAAAGAUAUAAAACAGAAUAUGUAAUGUCUUGAAUGUGUGCAAUAUUGUAGGGCUUAUAUAUCCUAGACUGCAAAUGCUGGAAUAGGUUAUAAAAUAAACCAUAUUUUACCAGUGCUCCCAUAUGGAUAAAGCUGCUAGUCCUUUGUAGCUUUGAAAAAAUUUCAUAACUAGGAAAUCUCCGAAUUUGUUUUCAUAAACAGAAUUGUGAAUUGGAACUUUUAAUAAAAGAAGAAUUAAUUCUGAAAAAAAUUGUUUAUAAAUGUAAAUGUGCUGUAAAUGAAUUAAUUAAUAACUCAAAUUGUGUAAGAGUUCAAAAAGUUCCUUAUGUGAUAGUAUAAAAUCCUUCCAUGACAUUUAUGUAACUGUUUAUAUUAUUAUUGGCUUCUCAGCAUGAAUAUUUCUAUUUAGAAUACAUACAUGAAUUUCAUUGAUGCUUGAAGAUGGAGACUUAGUAGUGAUGGCCCAGGAACUUUUUGAAUGUUUCUUACACAGCAACAUGUUUGAAUGUACUUAAGCAAUAAUAGGUCAGAGAUCCAAAGAAAUUGGGACAGAUCUGUUUUACUUAUACUAGGCAAACAUUUUUUGAUAUAAUAUCAUGUGUUAGAUUUACAAUGAUGGGUGUAAGAUAAAUGGUGUUUUAAACCAUUCAAUGAGAACAUUUGCUCAAACUUUUUUGACACUUAUUUUGUUCAUGGUAAAGUCAGGAAUAAAAUGUCUGCCACUGGAUUAUCAUCCUCAUAUAACAAACAUUUAUUCAGAUAUUAAAACAUAAAAAUUUAUUAUUGUUACUAUAAUGUCUACAUUUCAUACACUGCACAUAGCAGGCAUUAAAUUGGUUUAUCUUGAUAAACAUAUAUUCAAAAGUAAGAUACCAUAUUGUAUCAUUCUCUCAUUAUCAUUUUAUAGCAAUCUCUAGAAUUUUAUUACUUGUUGCUAAAGAUAGAGCAACAUUAAUUAUUUCAAAUUCUGAGAGUAUUUUUAUAAUUAUCUUUCAAAAGUCCAUCCAUUACCUUCAUGUUGUUAUUGCAGUUUGAACAUGUUGCAAACAAUAGAAUGAGUGAUGAUCCUUCAUAUUGAUGUGUGGCUGACAAAACAGGGUAUUUAUAACAUCCUGUAGCCAGUUCUCUUUCAUAUUCUUCUAGAAUUAUCAUAGUUGUGAACAUUUUAAAAAGAGAAAAUUCUAAUAUUUACUGUCUUCAUGAAGACUCAUUAUAAAUGCAAAGUAAAAUAUAUUUAAAGCUUGCCAUGUUGAAUUUUUUCUGUUAGUAUAUUCCUACAUUAAAAUAUGACUUAUACCAUUGAGAAGCUACAAAUUUUUUUAUGUAGAAAUGACAGUGAUUUUCUUUUUACCACUGGUAUAUGUGUAUAGCAUGUAGUAUCAAAAUUUAGUUCAGAUCCUAAAGAAAGAAAACCAGUUUUCCUUCCAUUAAGCUGAGUGUAGGUCUUUUAUAAAUGUAAUAUUUAGCAUGGAAGUUGUUAUAUAUAGACAGAAGAAUAUUACAAUUAAAACACAAUUGCAUAUCCAUUAUUACUGUGAACUCUGUUAUGCUGUAAUGCUCUUCAAAAAGGCUUUAAUUUUAAUAAAAAAACCAACAAAUACAAAUACAGAUGUACUUUAUGUCUGUUGUCAUUACUGAAGAUUAUUAAUUUUUCUACCUGAUCAAGAAAUUCUCACCUUUUAAGAAACCCAAAUAUUUGUUAUCAUGGUUACAGAAAAAUUCACCAUGGACCCUAUUUUGAGCAAGUUAAGUCCAGUCCAUUCUUUCUCAUCCUACUUAUCUGAGAUCUAUUUUUAAUUAUUCUAUCUAUGCCCAAGUCUCACAAGCUUUUCUCUCCUCUUUAGGUUAUUAACCUUGUAAGAAAAAUUUGCAACAUUCUUCUUCAAAGUGACAUGAUAUUAGUGAAGAACCAUAGAAGCACAAAAAAUUGAUAUGAAAAUAUAAUUCUGUUGAAGAGAACAAUGCAAUCUGUGACUACAUUAAUCCACACUAAGCAUGUAAAAAUUCUUUCAUUACAUAUUCCACAAAAUUUGUGAUUAAUUAAUCAGGUUUUGUUAUAUGCAAUCUGUUGUCCAAGUACAUCAUGAAUUACAUCUGUAUUUAUAACUCAUUUUUCCUAACUAUUUUUAUGGGUUAGAUGUAGCUUUGAUGUAAACUUUAAGUACCACCUAAAAUUAUUACAUUAGUAAACAAGUAAUUUGAAUUAUGAAAGACUCUUCGGUUAAGAACAGUUCCCAUCGCAAGCACGCUACAAAGGACCAGAUUUAUUAUGCAGCAGCCCUGACGAUGAGAGCAGAGAUUACUCUCGAAACUGGGAGAAGAUAUGGUUUAUUUACCAUUCAGCCACCUGAUGUGGCUCGUAACCUGAGAGUCUUUCAUCAACUUCAGUCGCCGUGAUAUUUUCACUUUAUACAUAAGUAAUUUGUAUAUCUAUCACCAUGUUCACAUCUAUGUUAAUAACACACAGAUCUACACUUUUUAUUCCAUUUUAUGAUGCAUCUUAUGUAGUAGUGCUUUCUAACAGUUAAGAUUAAUAUCCGCUGUAUUGUAAAACUGCAUUUUAAAAUUGAAUAAAUGUGUAAAAUAUUGUACA
This is a messenger RNA of Zootermopsis nevadensis, 4606 nucleotides long. RefSeq lists its product as uncharacterized. Lineage: Eukaryota; Metazoa; Arthropoda; Insecta; Blattodea; Termopsidae. The record is from RefSeq and is a predicted model, not a curated record.